UCUCACAAGCACCUCCAACAUGCGGAAGAGUUUCUUUAAUAACCUUAGACUAUUUCGUCAUAUUAAUUUAAGAUUAUUGAUUUUAUCUCCAGCUGUUGAAGAUGAUGUUGCACAUUUCUUUCCUCCCUCUGUGUUUGUGUUAUCUGCAGCCUGGUGUUUUUGGCGUUGAUAUAAAUGAAAUGAAGAGUGUUUCAGUGAAGAUGGGAGAAUCAGUAAAUCUACACACUGAUGAUGAAUUACAGUCAUAUUUCAGUAUAGAGUGGUGGUUUGGAGGCAGCCGCAUCGCUAGAAUCAAGAGAGGAAUCCUGGACAGUCCUCAAUAUAAGGAUGAGAGAUUCACUGAUAGACUGAAGCUGGAUAAUCAGACUGGAUCUCUGACCAUCAUCAACACCAGAAGAACAGAUGAAGGAGUUUAUGAACUAACAAUCACUACUGACAAUGAGGAGUCAACCAGGAGAUUCAAUCUUACUGUUAAUGCUCAUCCAUCCACCAUCACUAGUCAAAAUCCUCCAUCAUCUGAAAGUGCCACAGGUGUGUUUGGUGUUGAUGAAGUGUCAGUAAAGGAGGGAAAUUCUGUCACUCUACACACUCAUCUUCAAAUAAAGAGAGAUGAAGAGUCUGUGUGGAGCUUCAACAAAACUUGGAUUGCUAAAGUGAUUGAAGACAAACUCGCAUAUAAUGAAGAUGGAGAAUUCCAAAACAGACUGAAGCUGGAUCAUCAGACUGGAUCUCUGACCAUCACAAACACCAGAACCACAGACUCUGGAGUAUAUAUAUUUACAACCAUCAUUGAUAAUAAACAGCUAACAAGGAGGUUCAGUGUUACUGUUUAUGCUUAUUCAUCUACUACCAUCACCUCUCAUCCCAAUCCUCCAUCAGCUGAGACUGCCACAGACUGCAACCUCUGUUUUGACUCGCCUGAAGCUGUGAUCCGAUUGGUUGUUACGGUUCUGAUGGGCGUGGCUGCUUUGGCCGCGGUUGUUGUUCUGGUUUAUGACAUCAAAACCAGACGAGAAGAAGAAAGAUUUAGCACCAGCUUUAGAGACUGAUGAAUUUUACCAAUGCAUUUUCCCUCUUAAAUAUAAUCUACUGUUCAAAACAGAAAUCAACUGCAUCUGUAAAAAAUUAAAUUGGCGCAGUAAACUGUGAAUGUAAUCUUUAUGCUUCACUCUUUACUUUUGAUGUAACGAAAAAUAUUAAAUAUAAGUUCAAUAAAAAAAACUGAAAUGCUUUACAAUA
This is a messenger RNA of Danio rerio (zebrafish), 1239 nucleotides long. The record is from RefSeq and is a predicted model, not a curated record. NCBI's taxonomy places the organism in Eukaryota, Metazoa, Chordata, Actinopteri, Cypriniformes, Danionidae.